Messenger RNA from Oncorhynchus masou masou (cherry salmon), 411 nucleotides. It is a transcript of the gene bsnd, whose product is annotated as barttin CLCNK type accessory subunit beta. Gene Ontology annotation, biological process: chloride transport. Gene Ontology annotation, cellular component: plasma membrane; basolateral plasma membrane. The transcript has 3 exons. The record is from RefSeq and is a predicted model, not a curated record. Bases 1 to 366 code for a protein of 121 amino acids. Gene Ontology annotation, molecular function: chloride channel regulator activity. NCBI's taxonomy places the organism in Eukaryota, Metazoa, Chordata, Actinopteri, Salmoniformes, Salmonidae.
AUGGUGGAGGGUAAGCCGUAUCGGUAUGGUCUGAUCGCGGCGGGGAUGUGUGUGUUGUUAGUUGGUCUGUUCGUUAUGACUCAGGAGCGACCUCACAUCUACGCAACACUCUGCUCUCUGGGGAUCACCAUGAUCACCCUUGGCACCGCGUGGAGCCUCUGCCAGUGCUACCCUAAGGUGGUGUUGAUCUCUCAGAGCCUGGAGGAGAGGGGAGCCAGGGACAGCAUGGAUGCUGCUGCAGGGGAGAAAAACAUCAGUGUUACACUGGCUGGUUUCCAUGAUAACAAGGUCAGCCCUGCCCUGUCUGUCCCUCUGGUCCUCCAGCUCCACUCUUCCCACAGCUGUCCUAUACUACACCUGUCUUGACCUGAAAUAAACAUUUUAUGGAUUUUAUAUUUUACUGUGAUCACU